Messenger RNA from Eucalyptus grandis, 2041 nucleotides. Its product is annotated as zinc-finger homeodomain protein 6-like. Gene Ontology annotation, cellular component: nucleus. The record is from RefSeq and is a predicted model, not a curated record. Gene Ontology annotation, molecular function: DNA-binding transcription factor activity; transcription cis-regulatory region binding. The coding region runs from base 922 to 1839 and encodes 305 amino acids. The transcript is spliced from 2 exons. NCBI's taxonomy places the organism in Eukaryota, Viridiplantae, Streptophyta, Magnoliopsida, Myrtales, Myrtaceae. Gene Ontology annotation, biological process: regulation of DNA-templated transcription; regulation of developmental process.
CUCUCUCUGACCUUAUAAGUCAUGAACACAAAAGGAAAAUCAUGACUUCACGGACACCAACAUGAAGUCUUAAAUAAACCCUCAUGCGUAUUUCCCAUCCGGUCUCUUUCCUUCACAUCUCUCUCCAAAACUCACAGGAAAGGGCGGUUUAAGCACAGGAUUUUGAGGGGAUUUGCAGCUCCAUCAAAGAUUAACUCUGGCAAAUAAGCCAGAUCUCAACCUAAACCAGACGCUGCCACUCUCUCUCUCUCUCUCUUCUCCCGGGUUUCAAUUUUUAUUUGGGUUUGCAGAGAAGAAAAAGAAUCCCAAGAAAGAGAGAAGAUGGGGCCAAACUUCUUGCAGGCUUUGAAAGAGAUGGGUUUGACUUGACACGGGCAUUUCCCAAUUCUUGCAACGAGAAAUUCUUCAUCCUUUUCCGGAAGUCGAUGAUGUUCUCCUCCCACGGACAAAGAUGUCGCGUUCCUCUUUAUAACGGUGUUUCUGGGGCCUCACGGUGUGUCGGCUGCAACACGACGGAGUCGCUCUUCUCCCGGUUUAAUCCUGCUGGUUUUCAGAAUUUUAGGACAGAGAUCUGCGGUUAAUCAUUUUGCUUAACGUGAUCAUUGUUGGCUUCGGUGAGCAACUUCCCUUCGCUUCAAAUCCACAGGUUUCAUUAUGCAUGUCUAAUCAAAGGCUCAAUCUCCUGCUCGUGUCUUGGGGGAUUAGUUGAAUUCAGACCCAGCUUGGGUUGGUGGGUCUAGCACCCAAGAAACGUCCAUAUCAGAUUGACAAUUCAACUUCACUAGUGAUUGUCCCUCUAGUUUAAGCCUCCUCUUUGAUGGGAUGUUUUAAAUUAGGGUUGAGAAAAUUAGGGUUACUCAUUAUCUCCAGAUAUUGAAGGGGGAAAAACCUAUUUGGGAGAUAAGCAAAUCAGUUCCCAAUAUGGAGCCAAGAAGCGAAGAAGAUCAAGCAAGAAUCCCCAAUUCUUUGUUGUAUGAUCACCCAAAUCCACCCAAUGGAGAAAGGAAGAUAGACCAUGGCCAAAACCAUGUCAUCUCAACUCAAACCCUAGAUCAACCAAAACCAAGAAUUGAUGAUCUACUUCAACCAUCAGUUCCCACUUCAAGUCCACCUGCAGCUGAAUUCCCCAAUAUGACGGCUUUGACCCAGGCGCUGCCUCCACCGCCGGCCAAUUUCCGAUACCGCGAGUGCCUCAAGAACCACGCAAUAAGCAUCGGUGGCCAUGUUGUCGACGGGUGUGGUGAGUUCAUGCCGAGAGGGGACGAGGACACGCCAGAGUUCUUCAGAUGCGCCGCCUGCAGUUGCCACCGCAACUUCCAUCGGAAGGAGAUCGUCGCCCAUGGUGGUGGCGAGCUGGGCUACAUGGCCAAUUUCCAGUAUAAUCAUCGAAACGGAAACAUUCUAAGUUAUGGUCAAAUCAGACAUGCAGCCAAUUCAAUCCCCCACCAGCAAACCCUCCUCCACCAAAGCCGCCACCGCCAGAGCUUCUCGCCAGGGCCGGCUCAGCCAGUGAUGGUGGCGUUUGGUGGGGGCGGCGAGGCGGAGAGCUCGAGCGAGGAUCUCGGGGGGUUCCAGCGCGGCGACGGAGGAAGGUGGCGGCACGAAGAGUUGUUGGCGGUGCAGAUGCAGCAAUCGCCAAAGAAGAGGUUCAGGACGAAAUUCAGCGAGGAGCAGAAGGAAAGGAUGAUGGAGUUCGCUGAGAAGCUGGGGUGGAAGAUGCAGAAGGGGGAUGAAGAUGAGGUGGUGAAGUUCUGUGAAGAGGUAAGGGUGAAGAGACAGGUGUUCAAAGUGUGGAUGCACAACAACAAGCAAACCAUGAAGAGGAAGCAACCGUGUUGACACGAGAGACAGAGAUAGAGAGAGAGAGAAAGAAUGUUUUUCUCGUGGGCAUUUUGGCUUUAAUUCAAGGAGGUUUUCUUGAUGUUAUAAUCAUAUGAUGAAAUAAGGUUUUGUGCAGUGUGUGAAAUUUUUAUUUCCUUUUGAAGCUUUCACAAGGGUAAUAAUAAUCAGAAGGGGAUGGCAUUAUUAUACCAUUCGUUCA